Messenger RNA from Trifolium pratense (red clover), 1472 nucleotides. Its product is annotated as F-box/kelch-repeat protein At3g06240-like. The record is from RefSeq and is a predicted model, not a curated record. Gene Ontology annotation, molecular function: protein binding. Lineage: Eukaryota; Viridiplantae; Streptophyta; Magnoliopsida; Fabales; Fabaceae. The transcript has a single exon. The coding region runs from base 75 to 1196 and encodes 373 amino acids.
ACACGUCUGUUUUUCUUUCACACUAAUUGCUCGGAUCAAAAUCUCUCUUUGUCCUGUUACAAUUUCAAGUAGAGAUGGAUCAAUCUACGACUAUGACAAGGGAAAAGGUUAGAAACUACAUACACGAUGAUCUUACAUUUUCCAUUCUAUCAAAAUUGCCCCUAAAAUCUCUUAAGCGAUUUGGAUGUGCUUGUAAAUCAUGGUCUCUUUUAUUUGAAAACAAUAAUUUCAUGAGUAUUUUUCGCAACAAUUUCAUAUCCAAUCAUCAUUCUUGCUAUGAAGAUACAUCUCUUCUUCUACCAAUUGGUGAUAAAGUUUUUCAUUCACCUUAUAGCGAUAGAUUUGAGAAUAUGGUCGAAUUAGAUCUUCCAAAUUCAUUUCUAGAGGAGAAUCCUCAUUUUGGUAUUUUAGAUUCUGGUAGUAUUACUGGAAUUCUUUGCCUUUACUCACUCAAUAAUGAUAGAAUUGUAUUUUGGAACCCAACAACAAAAGAAUUCAAAGUCAUUCCUCCAAGUCCUCUCGAGUCUGUACCACCUUAUCAGCAAUUUCUCAUUUUUCUUCAUGGGUUUGGCUAUGACCAUGUUAGAGAUGAUUAUAAAUUGCCGCAUGAAGAUAUAUUACAUGUAUCCUUUUAUGAGACAUACAGUCUUAGAAGUAACUCUUGGAAAAAACUUGAUACAUGGCAUGAUUCUUCUGUGCGGGGAAGUUACUUAGGUGAGCGACUUUACUUGGAUGGAAAGUGUAAUUGGUGGGACUAUAUAGAUAGUGACCUUCCAAAUGUUAAAUCAGCCUUGGCGUCAUUUGAUUUGGCCAAUGAAGUGUUCUUUACAACACUUAUACCCUUAGACGUGCCUAUAGAUUUGGCUGAUGAAUAUAUGUUUUAUCAUCACUUGGUGGAGUUAUGUGGUUUUAUUGCUUUGAUCACAUGGAUUAUUGGUACAUCUACUUUUGACAUAUCAAUUUUAUAUGAAGUUGGUGUGAAAGAAUCAUGGACUAAACUUUUUAUUGUUGGACCAUUGUCUUGCAUUGAGCGUCCUAUCGGAACAGGAAAAAAGGGUGGUAUAUUUUUUACAAAAGAAGAUGGUGAAAUAUUUCUGUUUAACUUGAGCACGCAGAAGAUUGAGGAGCUUGGCAUUCAAGGAAUUUAUUCUCAUGUGUUAUUUUAUAGGAAAAAUUUUCUUUCAUUUGGAGGAUAAAUCAUUAAUUUACAAUCUUUAUUUUUGUUUGGGAUGAUGGAUCAACAUCUUAUUUGAUUUGAUGUUGAAAUAACUUAUAUCCAGGCAACUAUAAGAAAAAUCAUUACAUUCUGCUGAAGAGAUUUAUGCCUCUUGUGUUUUUUUUUUUCUUUGUCAAGAUGCCUCUAUGUUUAAUUGUGUGCUUUAAUUUUUUUUCUUUCAUAUUCCAAAUCAUUAAUUAACAUGUGUUUAAAGCUUGAUGGCCCAGUAAUAUACCUUAUCAAUUUCUAAUUUAUU